AUGGUAAGACCAUAUUUGUUUAUCUAUUAAUCUUGUAGCGGGAAUGUAUUAGCGUUCAUAUUGGUCAGGCGGGUGUCCAGAUGGGCAAUGCCUGCUGGGAACUUUACUGCCUAGAGCACGGCAUUCAACCCGACGGACAUAUGCCCGACGACAAACGCAUUGGGAGCUGUGGUGAUUCUUUCAACACCUUCUUCAGCGAAAGUGAUUCUGGAAAACAUGUCCCAAGAACGGUAUUCGUAGACCUGGAACCCACUGUGAUCGACGAAGUCAGAAACGGCACCUAUCGACAACUGUUUCAUCCCGAACAACUGAUUACCGGUAAAGAGGACGCCGCAAAUAAUUAUGCACGAGGUCAUUAUACCAUUGGAAGAGAGCUAAUUGAUCUCGUCCUUGACCGCAUUCGGAAACUGGCUGACCAAUGUUCUGGACUUCAGGGCUUCCUUAUUUUCCGCUCCUUCGGCGGUGGCAGCGGAUCUGGGUUCACUUCUCUCCUCAUGGAGCGACUCAGCGUGGAUUACGGAAAGAAGUCUAAGCUGGAGUUUGCAAUAUAUCCUGCCCCACGAAUAUCGACAGCCGUCGUCGAACCGUAUAAUUCUGUCCUUACAACCCAUACGACGCUGGAGCAUUCUGAUUGUUCCUUUAUGGUCGAUAACGAGGCCAUUUAUGACAUCUGCCGGUAAUCUUUUUCAUAAUGCUAACGCCCAUUAUAGACGUAACCUUGACAUUGAACGACCGUCCUACACCAAUUUAAAUCGACUCAUCAGCCAAGUUGUCAGUUCAAUCACAGCCUCUUUACGCUUCGAUGGAGCUCUUAACGUCGAUCUUGCAGAGUUUCAGACGAACUUAGUACCCUAUCCGCGCAUCCACUUUCCCCUGACAGCAUAUGCCCCAGUUAUCUCAGCCGCGAAGGCAUAUCAUGAGCAACUUACCGUUUCCGAAAGCACAAAUGCCUGCUUUGAACCGUCCAACCAAAUGGUUAAGUGUGAUCCUCGCCGUGGCAAGUACAUGGCUUGCUGUCUGCUUUACCGCGGCGAUGUCGUCCCUAAGGAUGUCAAUUCUGCCAUCUCGGCCAUAAAAACAAAGAAGGCAAUCCAUUUUGUGGAUUGGUGUCCUACUGGUUUCAAAGUUGGCAUCAACUACCAGCCGCCCACAGUUGUUCCAGGUGCAGAUCAAGCGAAAGUCUCCCGUGCAGUCUGUAUGCUCGGCAAUACAACGGCGAUCUCCGAGGCAUGGGUUCGCCUUGACUACAAGUUUGACCUAAUGUAUGCUAAGCGGGCUUUUGUGCAUUGGUACGUCGGGGAAGGAAUGGAAGAGGGUGAGUUUGCUGAGGCUCGCGAAAACCUGGCUGCACUUGAAAAGGACUACGAGGAAGUCGGUGAAGACAGUGCGAAUAUACAUGAGGACGAAGAGUACUAA
Messenger RNA from Spirometra erinaceieuropaei, 1416 nucleotides. The record is from the annotation of a GenBank genome assembly. Lineage: Eukaryota; Metazoa; Platyhelminthes; Cestoda; Diphyllobothriidea; Diphyllobothriidae.